UUUUUAAAGAAAGCAUUGGCAUUCCUGCAUCUGGCAGCCGCUUCCCUCGUUCCCCAGAACUGGAGACUGCGCAGUAAUAUGCGCUUAAAACAUCGCACAAAAGAACUGCUAAUACAAGGGGAAAAGACUGUGUAAAUCACAGAGGCAGGAUGUGCAGAUAAGAACACACUGUAGAGGCUGAGACUGGAGUGACAAGAGGGCUUCAGUGGGAAAACAUCGACAGUGAGCACGGGCAAAACAUAAUCUCGACAAAAUGAGGAGCGCUUUUCAACCUAAACACCUUUUAAAUGUGUUUCUCGUCCAAUUCUUUGUUUGGCAGCAAACUUCAGCUGCACCCUCACCAAUCAUAAAGUUCCCUGGAGACGAAAAACCGAAAACAGACAAAGAGAUUGCACUGCACUAUUUGAACAAGUUCUAUGGCUGCCCACAAGACCGCUGCAACCUCAUGGUGCUCAAGGACACCCUGAAGACCAUGCAGAAGUUCUUCUCACUGCCAGAGACAGGGGAGAUUGAUCAGAAGACGGUGGAGGUGAUGAAGAAGCCUCGCUGUGGAGUUCCAGACCUAGCUAAUUAUAACUUCUUUGCCAGGAGGCCCAAGUGGGAAAAGACGGGCAUUACCUACAGGAUUCUGGGGCACACGCCUGACCUGGAUGAAGAGGUAGUGGAUGAUGCCUUUGCUCGUGCCUUUCAAGUGUGGAGUAACGUGACGCCGCUGAAAUUCACAAGGAUCAUGGACGGGGAAGCUGAUAUCAUGAUCAACUUCGGACGCUGGGAGCACGGGGAUGGCUACCCCUUCGAUGGGAAGGAUGGUCUGCUGGCUCACGCCUUCGCCCCCGGCCCAGGCGUGGGUGGAGACUCUCACUUUGACGACGAUGAACACUGGACCCUCGGCGAAGGACAAGUGGUGAAAGUGAAGUAUGGAAGCGCAGAUGGUGAAUUCUGCAAGUUCCCGUUCCUCUUCAUGGGGAAGGAGUACAAUAGCUGCACAGCUGAGGGGCGGGACGACGGCUUCCUGUGGUGCUCCACAACCUACAACUUCGACGACGAUGCCAAGUACGGGUUUUGCCCCCAUGAACUGCUGUUCACUCUGGGAGGCAAUGCCGAGGGCGCCCCCUGCAAGUUCCCUUUCAAUUUCCAAGGCACCAAAUACGAGAGCUGCACCACGGAGGGGCGGACUGAUGGCUACCGCUGGUGCGGCACCACGGAAGAUUACGACAAGGACAAGACCUACGGGUUCUGUCCAGAGACAGCCAUGUCCACGGUGGGUGGGAAUGCUGACGGCUCUCCCUGUGUCUACCCCUUCACCUUCCUGGGAAAGACGUACGACUCGUGCACCUCCGAGGGGCGCAGCGAUGGCAAAAUGUGGUGUGCGACCACGAAGAGCUACGAUGAUGACCGCCAGUGGGGCUUCUGCCCUGAUCAGGGUUACAGUCUCUUCCUGGUUGCUGCCCAUGAGUUUGGCCAUGCCUUGGGUCUGGAGCAUUCCCAUGAUCCGGGGGCCUUGAUGGCUCCCAUGUACACCUACACCAAGAACUUCCGCCUCUCCAACGAUGACAUCAAAGGAAUUCAGGAGCUCUAUGGAGCACCAACGGAUAGACCCUUGCCACCAACCCAGGGCCCAGUUACCCCCAUGGAUUUGUGCCAGGAGGACAUUGUCUUUGACGGCGUGGCCCAGAUCAGAGGAGAAACGUUCCUCUUCAAAGACAGAUUCCUAUGGAGGACCACCAAUCCCAGGGGAAAGCCCACAGGCCCCAUGCUUGUGGCCACAUUCUGGUCUGAGCUGCCAGAAACCAUUGAUGCUGUGUAUGAGAUCCCUCAGGAGGAGAAGACUGUGUUCUUCGCAGGCAAGAAGUACUGGGUCUAUUUAGCCAGCAGUCUGGAGAGCGGGCAUCCAAAGAAGAUCUCCUCUCUGGGGCUGCCUGCUGAUCUGGACCGUGUUGAUGCUGCUUUCUCCUUCCAGAAGAACAAGAAGACCUACCUCUUCGCAGGUGACAAGUUCUGGAGAUACAACGAGGUGAAGAAGAAGAUGGACCCUGGCUUCCCCAAAUUCAUUGGAGAUGCCUGGAAUGGAGUGCCGGACAGUCUAGACGCUGCCUUCCAGUUUAAUGGUGAUGGUUUCACCUAUUUCUUUAAGGACUGGUACUAUCUGAAGAUGGAUGACACCAAUCUGAAGAUUGUGAAAGUGGGAAGUGUGAAGUCUGACUGGCUAGGCUGCUGAGCUGUAUGAAACACUCACUGUAUAUAACCGCAGCAUAGCCAUCCCUCCCUCUUCCUAUAAGCUGUAUCAGUGAGGAGCCACAGCUGAGGCAGCACUCGUUUAAGGUCCAGCCUGGUAAUGGUUCCACUAAUCGCCCGAGUACCAGCGCUGAUAUUCCAGCUGAGGUGUGCAAAUAAACCCUGUGCUGUAUGGAAUACCUUUCAGCAAUUGAAAACAGACCUUCACUAUUGCCCUGUAUAGCAUAGGUACUGUAUUGGGUAUGCCCACAUGAAUAUGAUUCCACUGGCUGUGACCUCUUAUUAUUCUGUUUAAUAAAGGACAGAUCUUUUUCUUUUUAAAGCACUUUGGGUUUUGUAACAAAUACCUUUACAAGGUCACCUGUUCUCUUUUAUAUCAGUGUUGCUAAAAUUUUACCUGCAGUUCAGAACGAUCCAUGGCACAGGUUGCCUAAGGUUUGUAUGUAGUGUGUUGCAUGAUGGAGUCAUGACAAGCGACCGUCAUUAAAGUUUAAUGGAAUCUUUUUAUUAUAACUUGUUUUUGGGGAGGGGGGGGGUUGUUUUGUUUUAAAUCGACAACUAGUACGUUGUAGUUUUGCUUUGUGCACUUUUGUCACUAUGCUUUGUUUAAAAAAAUAAAUGUCCCCAUUAGAA
Messenger RNA from Polyodon spathula (Mississippi paddlefish), 2868 nucleotides. RefSeq names its product 72 kDa type IV collagenase-like. The record is from RefSeq and is a predicted model, not a curated record. Gene Ontology annotation, molecular function: metalloendopeptidase activity; zinc ion binding. The transcript has 13 exons. NCBI's taxonomy places the organism in Eukaryota, Metazoa, Chordata, Actinopteri, Acipenseriformes, Polyodontidae. Gene Ontology annotation, biological process: response to hypoxia; proteolysis; tissue remodeling. The coding region runs from base 254 to 2218 and encodes 654 amino acids. Gene Ontology annotation, cellular component: extracellular matrix.